Messenger RNA from Recurvomyces mirabilis, 504 nucleotides. RefSeq lists its product as uncharacterized. The coding region runs from base 1 to 504 and encodes 167 amino acids. The transcript is spliced from 2 exons. Gene Ontology annotation, molecular function: bis(5'-nucleosyl)-tetraphosphatase (asymmetrical) activity. Lineage: Eukaryota; Fungi; Ascomycota; Dothideomycetes; Mycosphaerellales; Teratosphaeriaceae. Gene Ontology annotation, biological process: AMP biosynthetic process; ATP biosynthetic process. The record is from RefSeq and is a predicted model, not a curated record.
AUGGCAAACUCAAACCUCCAAACCGAGCAAUACACCGCCCCAAACUUCACCGAAAGCUGCGGCGCUAUCGCCAUCAAGAAAAGCACACGUCAGAUCUGCCUCAUAGGCCAACAGGGGAGAUACGGCUACAACUACCUUCUCCCCAAAGGCCGUCGUAAUGUUGGCGAGGACCGCACCUUCGUUGCAGUGCGCGAAAUGCAGGAGAGACUGACUCGCGCGCCGCCCGCAGGCAUCAAUACUUUCGGACCAUUAGACCACGAGGAGAAGGGCGAGCAGUUCAUGAUGACGGUGCGGCAUACUGGUCCUGGACAGGUGAAGGUGAUCUGGUGGUACAUUGGUGCCAUUGAUGAGAGUGUGGCGAAGGCGCGUGAGGAGGAUGUUUAUGAGGCUGUUUUGUUGACGUUCGAGGAAGCCUUGCGGACGAUUACGUACGAGGAUGAUCGAAGGGUUGUGAGGGAGGCUGAGAGGAUAUUUGAGCACUCAUACCCAAAGACUCGAGCUUGA